AAUACAAAUAACUUCUUUACUCGGAUUACGCAAUUCAAUUACAAAACAAACAAACAAACAAGCAAAGCAACCAAACCCUAAUUUCACACAACAACUUCUUUUUCGCCUUCAAUCGUUAUAUAAUUUCACCGCGUUCAAUUCUGUUGUUCAUUCUUGGAUUCAAAAGCUGUGUAGAAAGAACCGAAGGCGGCUGUCGUUUUGAGUUUUGCGUGUUGAAGAUGAUUGUCGGUCAGAAUAUAACUGGUGCGGUUUUAGAUGUGCAGUAUCAUGUAAACAGCCCCACUUCGACUCCGAAUUUUCACGAGCUUCGCGUUUCGGACUCGGUUUCGGUUUCAUCCGAAAUCUCGGGCUUUGAAUCGGUUGUUAGUUGUUCGGAGACCAUUAAAAGUACUGUUGUUGAGUCUUCAUCUAGUAAGUCUUUCCCAAGAAUCCGUUCUGGUAGCUGUGCUGACAUUGGAUGUAGAAAGUCAAUGGAUGACGAACACAUUUGUAUUGAUGAUCUAUCUGCUCGUCUUGGGUCUCUCUUCAAGUGUCCUAUGCCAAGUGCUUUCUAUGCUGUGUUUGAUGGUCAUGGUGGACCGGAAGCGGCUGUUUUUAUCAAGAACAAUGCCAUGAAAUUAUUUUUUGAGGAUGCUGAUUUGCCAUUAAUAUCUGAUAUUGAUGAUGUUUUCUUAGCUGAGUUGGAGAAUUCUCAUAGGCGAGCAUUUUUACAGGCAGACCAUGCCUUGGCUCAUGAAUGCAGUGUUGGCAGUACAUGUGGUACAACUGCACUGACUGCCCUAGUACUUGGCAGGCAUUUACUGGUUGCAAAUGCUGGUGACUGUCGGGCAGUUUUAUGCAGAAAAGGAGUUGCAUUUGAUAUGUCUCAAGACCAUAAGCCUUCCUAUCUUCCAGAACGCAGGCGAGUUGAGGAGUUAGGGGGGUAUGUUGAUGACAUAUAUGUUAAUGGUCUCUCUGUCACUCGAGCGCUGGGAGACUGGAACUUGAAACUCCCACUUGGGUCUGCCUCACCUCUCAUUGCUGACCCAGAUGUUCAACAAGUUGUGUUAACUGAGGAUGAUGAAUUCCUAAUCAUUGGGUGUGAUGGUAUCUGGGAUGUGAUGUCAAGUCAGUAUGCAGUUAGCCUUGUCCGCAGGUUGCUGAGGCGACGCGAUGACCCAAAGCAGUGUGCUCAAGAACUAGUGAUGGAAGCGACACGCCUACAUUCAUCUGAUAAUCUCACUGUGAUUGUUAUCUGCUUUAAUUCCCCUGCUCGUGCUGAGUCAUGUCCUCCUCAGCGGCGUAGGUUCAGGUGCUCAGGUUUAUCUGAGGAGGCGCGAAGUAGACUUAAGAGCCUGUUAGAAGGCAAUUGAUCGAAUAUACCAAUUAUUUCAUACACUAUUUACCGAUUAAAGUUGAGAAGUGAUUAUUAUCUGUUUAAAGGCUGUUUCAGAUGGUUCAUAAAAAAAA
Pistacia vera is the source of this 1449-nucleotide messenger RNA. Its product is annotated as probable protein phosphatase 2C 13. The record is from RefSeq and is a predicted model, not a curated record. The transcript has 2 exons. Gene Ontology annotation, biological process: protein dephosphorylation. Bases 219 to 1352 code for a protein of 377 amino acids. Gene Ontology annotation, molecular function: cation binding; protein serine/threonine phosphatase activity. Lineage: Eukaryota; Viridiplantae; Streptophyta; Magnoliopsida; Sapindales; Anacardiaceae.